AUGGAUAACUACCAGGCUUUAAGAGCAUUGUUGACUUUGGGAGCCAUCACGGGAGCUGAAAGACCAAUAAGAGCUGCUGCCGAAAGCAUUUUUAAUUCUAAAUUAGUGUUGACAAUUGGACCUGAAGAGAUGCAAAAUCCUACUAGAAGAGCAGGACAAGCAAAGCAAAAUAAAGAUCCUAGUCCUGAACAAGAAGCCCAUACCGAAAGAAUGUUUAAGAGCACUUUUAAGGAUGUUUUAGAUAAAUCUGUUGAACCAGCCAUGUUUAAUGCCAAUACAAUUGAUUUUCACUAUUCUUUUGGAGAAUUCCUUAAUCGUUAUACUACUCCUCUAUUUUAUUAUCGGUGUGAAAUUAGAGCUAGGAACUUGAACCCAAAAACCUGGUUAUUGAAAAUGAAAAGAAAUGAUGGUAAAGAUUUAACUAAUCCCGAUUUAAGGUUUGCCCAUGCUACUAGUCAUGUUCAGAUAGGAAGCAAUGCUUUUUCUACUUAUCAAGCCGAAGAAGAAGUAAUCGAAAAGAGGGAACAAAUAAGGGAAACUUUAAUGACAGCCGACAUGACUAAUGCCGAUUAUAGAGCGGGAGGAAGAGAUUGCUUAGGUUGUUUAUGUGGAGGUGGUUCUCAUGGAGAUCCUAAUUACAACUUUUCUCAAACUUACAAUUUUACUUCGGGAGGUAGGUUAGUUUUAAAAACCAGGGGUAGCGGAGAGCAAACCUGCACCAUUCCUGAACAAGGAGGUAAAGUUAUUUUUGAAGCUCAAGGAAAUACAGGAACUAUUACUUUAGAGACUGAAAGAAUUACCCGAGAAACUAAAAUUAAAAAAGGUGAAACUAUCAUCCAGGAAAUUGACCAAGAAAAAUUAGAAAACGAGGUUGAAACAGAAGAAUUAGAAACUUUGGAACAAGAAAACGAAGAAGAAAUGAAUAAGGAAUUAAAUUCAGGAGGAGAUAGAGAGCGUGAGCAGGAACCCGAGAAGGAGCCUGAAAAAGAGCAAGAAAUAGAAAAAGAGGAUGAGCAAGAACAUAAGCCAUAUUUUUUAAAUCUUUCACUUA
Molecule: messenger RNA, 1051 nt
Organism: Racocetra persica
Lineage: Eukaryota; Fungi; Glomeromycota; Glomeromycetes; Diversisporales; Gigasporaceae
Source: the annotation of a GenBank genome assembly